AAUCAAGUUUAUCGGCAACUUCAUCCAAUUUCUCGCAUCUAAUUCUCCACCACAUUCUUUAGUCCAAAUUUCAAAACUCAAGCAUCCAAAAAAUAUGAAUCAAUUGAUCCUUCUUGUUUUCAUAACAAUGUUGGCAUUCUCUACUAUAGAUACGGCUCCACUUCUAGCUAAACGUGAUGAAUCAUAUAAAGGCCGUGCCACAUUUUACGAUCCUGGCUUGGGUUCCUGCGGUAUCACUAAUUCUCCACAAGAUUUUAUCGUUGCUCUCAACAUACCACAAUAUACCGGUAAUGAUGUCUGCAACAAAGUAGUUUUGAUUACUGGUCCAAAGGGAUCUGUUAAAUGCACUGUAACCGACAAAUGUCCCGGAUGUGGAUUUGGAUGUUUGGACUUGUCACCAGCCGCAUUUAACCAAAUUGGGGAUCAAUCUGCUGGAGUCGUCGAUAUUACCUGGUCUUACGUAGAUGGUAAUGACAAACCACAACAACCACCAGAGUCAACCAAAGGUCAACCAACAAC
Messenger RNA from Acaulospora morrowiae, 519 nucleotides. Lineage: Eukaryota; Fungi; Glomeromycota; Glomeromycetes; Diversisporales; Acaulosporaceae. The record is from the annotation of a GenBank genome assembly.